Molecule: messenger RNA, 18112 nt
Organism: Daphnia magna
Lineage: Eukaryota; Metazoa; Arthropoda; Branchiopoda; Diplostraca; Daphniidae
Product: histone-lysine N-methyltransferase 2D
Exons: 18
Coding region: 148-17556 (5802 amino acids)
Biological process (GO): positive regulation of transcription by RNA polymerase II
Cellular component (GO): MLL3/4 complex; nucleus
Molecular function (GO): histone H3K4 methyltransferase activity; transcription coactivator activity; histone binding
Source: RefSeq, a predicted model, not a curated record
CAUAUCGGAACGCUUUAUGGAACGCCAUAGCCAAACAAUAUGGCGUCCGUAUCCCGUCGAUUUCAUAUUGUGUCGUGGAUUCCGAAACAAUAUUAGGAUGCUUCCAAGUUGAAAUCAACACCGGCUAGCCGAUAAUCAUUCGGAAAGAUGGACCCUGGAGAAGAAGUCACCAAACCAGGUUCAUCCCUCCUUGAAUCCAUGUUAACAUUGGACAGCACAGCCCAACUAUCAAGAGCAUCAUCGAUAAACACUGUGAAUCAAACUGCGAGCCAAGCUGCGAACCAAGCGCUGUCCAAAUUAUGGGGAAGCAAUGUAGUUUUGGCGGAGGAUACAUCCAGUGGGGCUUCCAAUGUCACCGUGAGACUCCCAAUCCACACUGUGUCAACAAGCUUUGGAGUCCUUGGCAGUGGUUCACUUAAUCUGAAGAAGAAUAAUGUUGUUGGGAGACCCAUGAAAACAGAUCUCAGUGGUGUAGGAAGAGUGUUGACGCAAAGAAAGAAUCCAAGUGUAAAGUUAAAACAUUUAAGCAACAGUGGAAUGACAUCAGUGUUUGGUGGAUCAGUGAAAGGCUUGAAAAAAGCUUUGGAAGAGGUGCCUGUAUUAUUACAAUCACCCACCAGAGAGACUGCCAGCACAGAGAUUCCUGGAGGCUCGCUGAUGCACUCUUCUGAUUCUGCGGUGGAUUUAGCAUCUGAUCCUGGAGCCAAUGGGUCAACCGGAGGAGGAGACAGUGAAGUGGAAUUGAUUGAAGAAACAUGGCCAGGCAAAGUGUGCGCGUUUUGCAAUUUGGGCGAACGCAGCCAGCUUGGACAAGGCGAAAUGCUUAGGCUGGAAGUGGGAUCGGAUUUUGAAAGUUUACGUCAGAGCACGUUACACAGCGAAGAGCGUCUCCAAUCGCUGGCUGCCAAUGCUGGAGCGGUCAACACCAAAACGUCGUCGGGUCCUGGCUCGGUUGGUAGUGGCCCUAGCAAUCAUGUGGCUGCAGCUGGGCAACCAUCCAGCAUUAAAAAACCGCGUCUAGCGUUGAAAGGUCGCCGAACGUCAUCGUUUGACGCGUCACAAUCGUUUCGUUCUGAACUGCAGGAAGAGUUGAACGCCGUGGGUUACACGGAGGAGCCGGAUUUGCUGGCCAUCGUCGAGCCUUGCGGCUACUUUUAUGCCCACCGGAUGUGCGCCAUUUGGUCGAAAGGCGUCAAAGUGGUCAACGACGAUGAAGCCAAUCCUGGGCAGAGUAUUGUGUCUGUUUGUUCCGGCAACAGCUGGCCUGAAGUGGCCGGAGCGGAUUCCGCUCUCAUUCGUGCUGCUUCUCUACGAUGCCAUUCGUGCGGCUCUUUCGGAGCUUCGCUUUCCUGUCAACACACGACAACUGGGGGUAGUGGCUGCCAAAAAUCUUUCCAUUUCCCCUGCGCCGUCAGCUGUGGGGCCUUUUUAAACGCUAAAACAAGAACAUUACAUUGCCCGGAUCAUGUGCAUCAAGGGUCGAUUGUUGCUGGACCCUCAGACGCAAACUGUGGCAUUUGCAGCUCGCGUUCCAACGUGGCCAAUCAGCUAUUUUGCGUCACUUGCGGCAAACACUACCACGGCUCAUGCGUUGGGCUUGCGGUAGGCCCAGGAGUGCGAACGGCUUGGCAGUGUAACGAGUGCAAGGUUUGCGUCACCUGCAGGACUCCGGCGACGCAACAAGGAACUGGAACUGAGGCGGUGACUGAUCGUACCAAAAUGCUCGUUUGUGACACCUGCGACAAGAAUUAUCAUCCGUCCUGCGUCCGGCCAUUGAUUUCCAACAUUCCGAAACUGGGCUGGAAAUGCAAAAACUGUCGCGUCUGUGGCGAUUGCGGAUCGAGAACACCCGGAUCGGGUCCUUCUUCCCGUUGGCACGCCUGUUUCACCGUCUGCGAUUCCUGCUACCAGCAGAGAAAUAAGGGCGUCUGUUGUCCAUUGUGCGGUAAGGCGUAUCGCCAUUCUCAGCGAGAGAUGAGCCAAUGUCAACGGUGUCGAAAAUACGUUCAUUCCGGAUGCGAUCCGGAAGCCGAUCGGGGGCUUGUCCAGCGCAAAAAAGACAUGCAUCCGGAUUACGAGUACCUCUGCCCCCCGUGCAAGGUGUCGUCUCCGAUACCGAAUCCGAAACCGAGUAUGGACAUGGAUGCCACAUCGUCAGAUGCCAAUCCUGGGUCUGUUGGUCAGGAUCAAUCGCAACAGCUGAUGCAGCAGCCUCCGUUGUUUGAUGUUGACGCACCCGGCACCCCCAUUUUCGUGGACGAAGUUUUGCAACAACAGCAAAUGCAAACGGAAGAGACGAAACCUUUAGCCAUUCGAGCUGGCCAGAAGGUCAUGGCGUCCCAGCAGCAGCAGCAGCAGCAGCAGCAGCAGCAACAAUCUGCUGGCAAAAUUGCGCGCAAACGAAUGGCGGGAACGACUUCGACCAGCGGAGGGGGUGGAGGAGCCGGUGGGCGGCCGAAGGGAUCGGGAAAAGCCUCGUCUUUCGGAGCUGCUGGAUCCGGCAGUGGGGGUAGCGCUGCCUAUAACCGGAAGGCCAACAAGAUGGCGGAUUUCGGACGGAAAAGAGGACCCAAACCAAAGAUGCGGGGCGUGUUCGGCGCCCCAGGAGUAGGGCUACAACGACCAGCGGAUGGGACGAGUAGCGCAAGUGGCAGUGCCGGUGGUGGCACCACUGGAACAGUCAACGUCUCGACGACGGUGGGAACUGGCGUCGAAGGAGAACCGUGUCUGGAAAACAAGUUGAUUCUCUGUUCGUCGACUGACAGUUUCGUGGUGGAACAAGAUGCCUGCGCCAUGUGCGGCUCUUUUGGCCUGGAUCAGGAAGGCCGUCUCAUUUCUUGCGCCCAGUGCGGCCAGUGCUAUCAUCCGUUCUGCGCCAACGUCAAGGUUACCAAAGUCAUUUUGCAAAAGGGAUGGCGUUGCCUGGACUGUACGGUUUGCGAGGGCUGUGGCGAACGACACGACGAGGCCCGUCUGUUGCUGUGCGACGAGUGUGACAUUUCCUACCACAUUUAUUGCAUGGAGCCACCGCUGGACUACGUUCCGCAGGGCAAUUGGAAGUGCAAAUGGUGCGCCGUCUGCCAAGUAUGCGGGUCCAACGAGCCGGGCGUCAACGCCAGUUGGACUCACCAGACGAACGGCUCGCUCUGCGGACCUUGCGCCUCCAUGCGCCAGUGCCCGUCGUGUUCCUCGUCGUACAAUGAAGGCGAGCUGAUUAUUCAGUGCCAGCAGUGCUCCCAAUGGCUCCACGCCGCCUGCGACCUGAUCCGCAACGAGCGAGAGGCGGAAUUCUGCGCAGAGGAUGGAUACACUUGCAUGUUGUGCCGUCCGGCCGAUCAGCAGCCGCCCCAUCUUCACCCCUCUAAUGCUUCCGCCGUCGCGUUGGCGUUGGCACCGCCUUCGUCGAUGCCAGCACAAGCCUCUUCUAGCCAGGCUGGCAGCCGACAACAUAGGCAAUCGUCGUCAGCCAGUCCGCCACCUAGUCCCGUUGCUGGCAUCCACGAAUCGGCCGGGUCGCUGCUGAAUGGGUCAUCCUCCAACAACAUCCGGCCCAAAUCGUCGGCUUCCGGCCAGUUUCUAGUCGACGGCGUAUCGUUGUCGGAGGGCGGAAUGAACCACUUGCGAUCGUUGCAGCUGGACCAGCCACGUCGCCGGUGUCGCAACAAGAAGUCGCUCGAAUCGGACGCCGCCGACGAGGUUCAGCCCGACGGUCCGGACGGACUCGACCCGCUCUUCAAGGACGGCACAGUCUUGACGCCGCGGGAGGAUGGACGGAUGCCCGACGUCCCCGACGGCUACGCCAUCGUGCACGGCGACAACGGGGCGCUGAUUUUGCGCAAGAAGCGCCAACGGAACCUGCAGAAACUGGGCAUUGGCGGGUUCCAAGUGCGCCGACCGUGGGCGCGCGUCAAAGACAAGGAGGAAGACGCCAUGGACAAUUACAACACGGCGGAGGUGACGUUGCAGCAGCUGAAAGAGGUGGGCGCGACGCCAUCGCAAACGCAGCCAACGACAGCGGCGCUCGUAGCGGCAGCCGUUGAUCUGGCAGCGGCCGAGGCGGCCAACAAACCCAAACGGAAGCCGCAAAGGCGAAAGGCCAAAAACAAGUUGGUCGAAACGUAUCCGGCCUAUCUACAGGAAGCCUUUUUCGGCCGCGAUCUCCUCCUCAAACCGACCAACGCAAGCAAUUGCAAUUCCUUCCUGAGUGACUCGCUGAUGUCGGCCAAUGAUUCGCAAACGGCCAGGGCCAGUGGCAGCGACUCUGAGCCAACAGAUGACGUCGCCAUUCCAGCUGUCAAAAACCCAUCCAUCAUUUACCUGUCGAAGGAAGAAGUGGCCGACUUGGAGAGGCGACCUACCCCGGUUGCCAUGGCCGGACUGGUGCCACAGCAGCCGGCGAACGCCGUCGCAACUGUCCAAUCAUCGCCGCAGAUGCACAGGCGGCCUUCCGAUGUUUUCCCGACCGUUCCAGCUGGGCGGCCGGUCCCUGCCAGCCAAGUCAACGUUGCCGUCAAACCUGAAGCGAACAACGACGAUCGGCUAGACGUGCCAGCCGAUCAUGACGAGGAAGAAGAAGAGGAAGCCCUCAAAGAUAUUUUACCUCUGGCCGGCGAUCUGCUGGCCGAUUCCGACGACCUGGUGGAUUCCAUCAUGAAGGAAACGGAUGUCGGAUGCAAUGUUGAUGACAGCGUCCAUUCCGAUCAUCAUCACGCGCUGGAAUUGGAAGAAGACUCGCCGAGACACGCCCAAGUGUCCAGUCAGCUGCAAGAAGCGCAUCAGAACGACGAGUUGUCCGACAUUUUGCUGAACGAUCACCUCAAUCUGGAGACGAUCGAAGUCGGCGGCUUGCCCAACAUGGACAGCAAGGAUGUCGAAGAUAUUUUCAAGGGAGUUUUGACGGACGAAUCGCAAGAAUCGCAAUCGGCAGACUUCUCUCAGAUGGCCCCAGUCCAGCAGCAGCAACAACAACAACAACAGCAGCAGCAACAGCCACAAGAACAACAUUCCAUGUCUGCGGGUCUCAAUUUAAAUAGCAGCAGCAGCACAGGUGCCCUGAUGCCUCCGGUUGGUAGCGGUGGCCCUGCGGCUCUAGUCAGAGCUUUGUCCCAGCAGCAUUCCCAGCAAGGGACGGCUUCGCCCAAUACCAACAUCCAAGCGCAACAGCAGCAGCCGCAGCCGCCGCCGCAGCAAGCGCAACUACCCCCGCCUUGCUCUCCCUACUUUUCCGAAUACAGUUCCAGUCCAGGGUUUAGUCCGGCCUUCUCUGAACCUCCGCCGAGCCCCUGGCCGUCUUCAUCGGGUGGUAAUGUAGGAGGUAUGGCUGGCGGCGAUCCUCAUGGAGGUUCCGCUGAUCUUCAAGACCGAGAUGGCGGCGGUCCUGGAGCCACGGCCAAUCAGAGGAAUGCACUCAAAUGGGAGGCGGACGAAGCGUUGGGCUUGUCUGCCACCAUUUCGGCCGUCCUUUUUGCCAACACCAAUCACCCAGAGUUGAAACGAGACUUUCCCGCUUGGACGGAGAGGUGGAAACAGAUCGCAAAAAUCUGGCGUUCCUUGCCGGCCGACAAGAAGGCGCCGUUCCUGCAAAAAGCGCGCGAAAACCGGGCUGCCGUCCGUCUCCAAAAGACGCACCACCAACAACAAACGCAGCAGGAAAUGGAGAAACCAGUGAUCGCCAGUCCUCGUCGUGGAGUUGUCGAAACGGAACAGGAGCGUCAAUGGAAACAGAGGCAGCAACAACAACAGCAACAGCGAUUGGUCAAUGGAGCUCAGAUUGUUGCUCUUGGCGGGCACGUCCCAGUCGCUACUGGUUCCAUGGCGAUACCAUCGGGCCAACCGGAAGCCAUCGCACACCACCAACAGCAGCAGCAGCAGCAGCAACAACAACAACAACAACCUGCUAUGUCCAAUCAGCAGCAAUUGGGAGGUAGUUUUGCCACCCCGAUUCAAGUGUCGCGCGUCCGAGCGCCCGGCGAACCCGUCAAUGUGCCCGCCGGUCAGGUGUUUAUGCUCCGCGGUCCGGCAAAUGCGUCACCGGUACACCAACAACAAUCGAUUGUGGCAGCUGUCGUGGCCGUCGCGCCAGAUGGAGCAGAAGUCGUUGACGCUUCGACUGCCGUCGCUGGCGGUGUCGAUCCAUCGAGGCCGCAACUUCGCGAUUUGCUUCAGCGUCAACAGUUGCAGCAACAGCCACAACAUCGUCCACAACCGGCGCACUUCAUCAAGUCGGAGAACAUCAAAAGAGAAGACGACGGCGUCAUUAUGAAUGCAGGCCCCGCGCAGCAGCAGCACUUUGCCAUGCAACAACAACAACAACAGCAACAGCAACAAAGGCCCCAAUUUCGUUAUCCGCUGCCUCCAGCUGCCGCCGGACCCAAUGGAGCCGCCUCCCAGGGGCCAGUCUUGCAACAACAGCAACAACCAAUGCAAGGAUCUCCCCGCAUGAUGUCGCCCCAGCAGCAGCACAUGCAAAUGCAAAUGCAAAUGCAGCAACAACAACAACAGCAGCAACAAGUCAGGCCACGGGGAUUCCAACCCGGUUCGGCCGAAUUCCGCCAACCGAUUCAAGUAGUCGCUCCAUCGCAACAGCAGCACCUUGUCCAGGCUCAUUUAGCCGAUCCCCGGAUGAGAAUGAUGCUGAUGCAGCAACAGCAUCAACAACAACAACAAAUGCAACGUCCUGUUGGUCCAGUUCACCAGCAACAACUUCAUCCGCAACAACAACAGCAAGAUAUGCAGCAACACGUACACGCGGGGGGCAUACGGCAAAUGUACCCAGGUGCUGUCAUGCAGCCACAACAACAACAGCCGAUGCAGUCCAGUCUCCAUCCAAUGGCGAUGCAGCAAGAACAACAACCUCAACACAUGCAGACCCAACCACAACAACAACAGCCGCUCAUGCAGCAGCAGCAACAGCAGCAACAGCAGCUGCCCAUGAAAGUCGAAAUGAUUCACGAAGAGGCACCGACGCCUUGCGCCGUGGCCGUCUUGGCCGCCACCGAGUCCCAGAAUCACAAUCUCCAUCAUCAUCAGCAACACGAUCCGGCUGACGACGACUUUGGUGAUCUCGGCCUGGGCUGCGUCGACGACGACGAGCUGCUCGGCCUGGGCAACGAUUUCAACAUUCUCGAAUACGCCGAUCCCGAACUGCACGACGCCAUGGACGACGUCAUGGGCGGAGGGGGAGGGCAAGACGAUCACGCAGGCCAUCGGUCCUCAUCCUCGGCUGCCAACGGUGGCGCUGGCAGCGACAGUCCCAGCGAUUUCAACAUUUUGGAGUACGCCGAUCCAGGUGAGUUGGACGCCACAUCGACGGCCGCAACUGGAGAUGAGGGGACCCCUAGUCAACGAGUGUCCAACGAGGAGCUGACGCCCGACGAGUUGUCUCGUCGCAAGAAGGAGGAGGAAGAGAAAGCGGCCAAAGUGGCGCAAGAUAUGAACGAGUUCCAGGCCAAACUGCUCGAACUGACGGAACAGAAGAAGCAACAGCAGUUGAAAGCGGAAGCCGAGCAACAGCAACACAAUGUCCAGCUUCAUCGACAUCACUUGCAAGGGCACGAGCCGAUCGGCCCUCCUGGGUCUGCAAUGCAGCAGCCGCCGCCGCCGCCGCAACAACAACCGUUCGCUGGUGUUUCUGGCUAUCCGCAACAAGCAGCUCAACCUCCGCCGCCCUAUCGUGGCCCGCCGCCUCCUUAUCCUGGGACUCCUAGAGCUCCGUCAAGCGCACAGCUGGGCUACGGUUGUGUGGUCCGUCCCGGUGUUGGUGUCGGUAAUGGCGGCGUUGUUGUCCAUGGUUGUUCUCCUAAUGGAAUGAGCAGUCCCGUCUAUUUGGUCUCACCUCCUCCUCCUCCACCACCACCACCAUCUCUUGCUCCACCUUCGCCAGCUCCUUCUCUUCCGACCGGCUUUCACCACCAUCAGCAACUGCAACAGCAGCAGCAACAACAACAACAACAAAGACGAUCUUUGCUCCUACAGCAGGAACAGCCCCUUUUGCUGGAAGAUUUGCUAGAACAGGAAAAGCGGGAAUUGCAGAGGCAGAACUUGCAACACCAACAACACCAACAACAACAACACCACCAACACCACCAUCAUCAGCAGCAGCACCAUCAGCAACAAUCGCCAGUAGGUGGCGGAAUGCCAUUUGGAACGGGAAUCGGUUCGGCUCCUAUCGGAUCCACCCCCGAGAAACCCUUCCUCUCCGAUACGGAUUUUGAGAAAUUGAAAGCCGAUGUGCUGGCCGGCGGUCCGUCCGUCUCGCUAUCGCCUCCAGCUUCCGUUCAUCCUCAUCUCAUGCAACAGCCGCAACAACAACAACAGCAGCAGCAGCACCACCACCAGCACCACCUGCACCACCAGCACCACCAGCACCAGCAGCACAUUCAUGUCCACCCGGGCCAAGUCCAGCACCCGCAACAUCAACAGCAACAAAUUUUCCAGCAUCCUCACGCUCCCAAUGUCGUUCAACACCAGCAGAUGCAACAACAACAACAACAACAAGCGAUGCAGAUGCACAGGCCGCAGGGCAAUUUCCAAUCGGUCCAUCCGCACAUGGUCAACCAGCAACAGCCGCCAUUUAUUCGUGCUGGUGGGCCGCCCAUUCAGCAACAACAGCAGCAACAACAACAGUGGCACGUGCAUCAGCAACGAUCGCCUGGUUCGGCCUCGAUCCCUCCAGCCGAUCCAGGACUUCAUCCGGCUCUCCUGCAGUCCCAAUCGAAUGCCUCUACGCCGACGGCCCGGCCUCCAUUGCCUCCUCCUCUGCUUGCGGCCAUGGCCGCUCCGUCGGAGAACGUUACCAACGAGGCGGAACGACAACAGCAACUGGCGUACGACCAGUGGCUUGUCCAGCAACAGCAUCUCAUCCGCCAACACCAAGUCUAUUACGAAACGGAAGUGAGCAAGCUGAGGAAACAGCGCAAGUCGCUCAACAGCCGGCAGAGGCAGUUGCGCAAAAACAACCAAGAACUGAACGACGCGGAUGCGGGUGAACUGGAGCGCAUCACAACCGAACAGCAAGGGCUGCAGAAGCAGCUGGAUCAGGUCCGCCGACAAGCCAGGCAGCACACGAUGCUUCUGCAAGACUUUCGCACCAAACAGCAGAAGCGGCAAGGUGUCGUCGGCGCAGCGGCAGCUGGUCAGCAAGGCCAGCAACAACUCCCUGCCCCACCGUCGCCUCUGGCCGUACCCGAGGCCUCGGCCAGUUUCGCCGCCUUUGGCCAGCCGCAGCAGCUGCACCUGCAGAUCCAGCAACAAGGCCAGCAGCAACAUGUGCAACAAGCCAGCCCGAGGGGUGCAGGAGGAGGAGCUAUGGUUGUUGGCGGGGGCAGAUCGGGUACUCCCCAAUCGCCUCAUCCGCUCCUCUCGCCCGUUGGCCACAUGGGCAUGACGGGUCCGUUGCGUCCGCCGAUGACCCCACAACACGUCCACCCUCAAAUUCAUGGUCAGAUGAUGCAGCAGCAGCAGCAGCAACCGGCCAACAACAACAACAACGUGAUGGUCAUGAUGAGUCCGCAACAGCAACAUCUUGGCGGACCGAAUGCUGCCUCGCCUCACCCUGCCCAGCAGCACCAGCAAAAUCAUCCGCACAUGGUGCAAGGAAUGCAACAGCCCGGCCAACAGAUGAUGAUGCAACCCAACCGCAACAUUGUUGUUGGCCAGCAAGCCCAGUUUCAACAAAUCCGGCAACAGCAACAACAACAGCAGCAGCAACAACAACAACAACAGCAGCAGCACCCUCAUGGCUCACCCAUGUGCCCAUCCAGUCCCCAAGUGGCAGGGUCGAGCAGUGGUGGGCCAGUUCAGAGUCCCCGGAUGAUCCACCAAGUGGCCAGUCCAGCGCAAAUGAUGACGACGCCUCAACCGUCGCCCAGUCCCCAGAUGCAAAUGCCUAGUAGGGUUGCCAGCCAGGGGCAGCAGCAGCAACAACAACAACAACAACAGCAGCAGCAGCAACGUCCAAUGCCGGCACCAUCGCCCUCACCGUCGUUGAUGAUGAGCCAUUCACCUCACGGGUCCAUAGGUGGCGGGGGCCCUAUGACGCCCGGUCCCAUGACACCCGGUGGAGCCGGGCAACAACAACAGCAACAACCUAGCCCUAUGCCUUCACCUCACACGGCGUCUGUUGGCAACGCCGGUCCAGUCAACCAACAAGUCCAAAUGCAAAUGUCUUCUUCGUCGCCUCGGGGCAUGGGCCAGCAGCAAGUUGGAACUCCUCUGUCUCAACACUCGGAGAACAACGACGUCGUGGCUCUCAACAGCCCGUUCAGUCCCGGGCCGAUGGCUUCGCCGCAGCCAGUGAGCGUGAUGGGACAGCCUGGACAUAAUCCUAAUGUCGUUGGUACUGGACAAGGUCCAGGUGGAAUGGUGAUGCGUUUGACCUCCCCUCAGUCGCACCCUCCCCGCUUACCUUCGCCGCAACAACAACAGCAACAGCAGCAGAUGCAAAAUGUGCAGCAGAACGUGGCAGGUGGAGGGGUUCGGAUGAUGGGCCAUCCAGGUCCAGUCGUCAUGAUUCGCCAGCCCAUUCAGCAACAGCAGCAAUAUGUUGAUCAGAUGAUGCAGCAACAACAUCAACAGAUGCAGCAACAAGGCGGACCUGGCCAAGUGAUGAUGCAGAGGCCUGCCGGCAAUAUGCAGCAACAACAACAGCAGCACAUGGUGAUGCAACAACCUGGCCAACAGCAACAAAUGGUGAAUCAGCAGCGUUUCGUUCGACCUGCUAAUGUUGUCCUCCAACAACAACAACAACAGGGCGGCCCAGUUCAGGUAUCGGGAGGCGAGCCGGUGAUGAUGAUCCGACAGCGUUUCCCCAUGGCGUCGGCACUGCAGCACCAGGCGGCCCAGAUUCAGCAACAACAACACGCGCCGAUGCAACCCAACAUGCAGGCCAUGCAGCAACAGCAGCCGAUGAAAGUCAAUCAACAACAGGCGCAAAUGCAAAUGCAGAGACAACAACAGUUGAUGCAGCAACAACAGUUUAGUAUGCAGCAACUGCAACAACAGCAACCACCUGCGCAGCAUCAGAUGCACCAACAAGCUGUCCAGGGCCAAUUGAACCACCAGCAACAGCAACAGCAACAACAACCACAACCACCACAGGGACAUUUCCAGCCACAGCAACAGACGUAUGGCAACAAUGCACAACCGAUGCAACAGCAGCAGUACAGCAUCCAACAGCAACAACAGCAACAACAACAGCAUCACCAGCCCAUGCAGCAGCAGGUUUACGGCGGAAACAACAGCAAUUACAAUCCGACUAUGAGACCUCGAGGCCCUGGAACUCCGGUCACCAUCCAGCAACAGCUGUCGGUUGAUUCGUCUGGCGGCAGCGUUGCCCCGUCUCCUCUUCCCAGUCCGGCACCUCAACCGCAACAGCAACAACCUGCGCCAGCGAAUCAGACAGGCGAUUCUUCUGAUCCGUCAGCCAGUGGAGGUGGAGGUGGAGGUGGAGGAAUUGGUUCCAUGAACGUAGCGCCUUGCUGGUUGGAAUUCGAUUCAUUUGGUUUCCCCAAAAUUGGUUUAAAAGGAGGUGGCACCGAUGGUCCCCUAUCUCCUCAUCCACUCGUCGUUGUUGUACCGGAAGCAGAAAAGACGCAACAGGCACCGGCAGUCAACAUGAAUUGCACAGGCACUCCGGCAGAAGGCGUUGAAAUACCUCCACUGAAUGAAGUUGAACAGCCAAUCGUUUCCGACACGCCAAUGGAUCCAUCGUCUUCCACCGCCGUUGCGAACGAAGCGAAUGUGGCCGCGUCGGCCACCGACCAGCUGAUCAAGUCGGAGCAACAGGCGCCGGGAGAGAUGCGGCCAGUAGGACAUUUGGCGGAGAGUGGGACGGGAGGGGCGUGCGUUCAAGAUCCAAUCAAGUCAGAGGAGAGGACGGACAGCAGCACGUCGUCAAAGUUGUCUGGGUCUAGUACAGGAUCGAACGUGGAAGGAUCUGCCGACCCUUUGAUAAAUGCGGUUCAAGUUGUCACUCUAACCCCACCGCUAGCUCCUCGUCGGGAUGAAACGGCCGAACUGAUUAGAGCAGCAGUUCCUUCAUCGCCUUUAGCCGCAUCAGAUAAUGUAGGGGCAGAGUCAUCCGUCGAAGCCGGCCCGAGUGCGGCAUCAGUGGCAGAUCCACUACUGCCCUGCAGUGUAGAUGUAAACGAAUCAAAGGCUGCCGUUGAGGACGUCAAUCGAAACGCGCACGCGCCGGAGGUAAAGCAGGAAUCAUCCAAAGCGACUCCGGUUGAAACUGCUGUCGUCGUGGUGGUUCCUCCGCCGAUAUCAACGCCGAUCGCGACGCCAUCUCCCGCCGUUGUUGCUACCGUAUCGGUUCCAGUAGCCGUGACGCUGGCCUCCAAAGUCUCACUGAAGACCCUCAUACCAAAGUCAUCGAGUUCGACGGGCGCGACGACGGUGACCACCGUCACCUUAUCAGCUGUUCCUAUCACGAACCCAUCCGCUUCCGGCGUCACUCAGUCGCAUCCUGUUGCGCCGACGAUGUCGAUGGCGUCCGUACCGAUGACGUCGGUGCGCACCGUUUCUGUUCCGACGUCUAUUCUAGUCCGAGCUCCCGUGGCCAAUCGUUUGUCAUCGCCUCUGAACGUCGGUCAACGUCCGCUGCCCACGUUGACGUUGAACCCAACGUCUGCGCCGCAUCACAACGCUCCCGUGCCUGUCCAUCAGCAGAAAGUCGCUCCUCAAGCGCAACAACAAACUCAGGUUGUCGUCAAACAGGAAAAGGGGGACGAGGAACAAGUUGCGGCACCUCCAUGCGAGUCUGCACCUGCCGAAGAAAGCAAUCCGCUUCUCGUCCAGCAACAACAACAGAACGCCUUAUUGAAGCAGUUGCUGCAAGGAUCUGCGGCUGCGGCGGCUGCAGCCGCGGCGGCCGCAACUUCGUCCGCCAUGACGUCGUCAUCUGCGUCGUCCAGCGUAUCUUCGACGACUAGCAAUGCGUCGACGACGACGACGUCGGCCAAUAGUUCAACAAAGCCGACCUCGUUGAUGGGUUUGCUGGCCAAACCGUUGACACCAAGCAAAGUGCCCGUCUCGUCGUCCAGUUCAGCGACCAAUUACGCGAUGGGCGCAUUAGGUGGCGGCGUUCCAGUCAGUUCGUCGCAGGGAACGACAGCACCGACAUCUUCGGCGUCGCGUUCGCUUUUCGGGGCGGCCACAUCCUUGGCCUCCCAGCUGGCUCAACCCAUCACACCAUCAUCGUUGGCUGUAGCUCAAAUUCCACCAUCUCAAAUGGCCCAGAUGGUUUCGCGCGUCCCUCAGCCGCCAACGCCCAGUCAACAUCAACAUCAGCAGCAGCCGAACCCAUCCCGGCCUGCUAGUCUGAUGGUCAGAGCCCCCGUCGUCGGCCAACAGCAGCAACAGCAACAGCAACAGCAACGACAGGUGGUUGUUGUGAAACAGGAAGUGGUGGUACUGGCAGAACAGGCGGCUCCAUCUGCAACCCCCGGAGUCAAAGUCGAACAAGAGGAAAGCGAACAUUCCAUGGAUUCCGUGACUGCCUUGUCUACAUCAGAGAUGCAAACGGAACAGCAACAGCCACCCGCCAACCGAUUGCAGACGACCAUCACCUCAUUAACAACAACAACAACAACAACAACAACGACGACGAUGACAACCACCGCGACGAGCGAGGAAAUCCGCAAAAUGAAGCGACGCCAAUAUCAACAGAAGCGGAGACAAAGCGUCGCUAAUAACAAACCAGAUUCCUCCGCCAAUGCGGCUGCAAUGAGCGUGUUGGGUGUCACGGUUCCGGCUGCCAACGCCCCGAGCAGCAAUUCAACAACCCCUGCAACUUUGGCAGCCGCAGCGGUGCCGGUGGCCGUCGCUGGUCAUUCGGCCAAUGCCAAUACGCCUGGAUCGGCUCCACUGACUCCAACCGGAUCGUCCAGCAGCGUCGCCGUCCCGUUGACGCCCAAUCCCUCGGCCAAGAAGAGGAGCCGCAAAGGCUCGAAAUACGAGGAGAUUGUCGAUUACGACGCAUUUAUCGAGUCGGUCAUGACCCAAAUCCGCACCGCUUUGCCGCCGCUGACCGUCCAAGAGCCUCAACUAGGACGAGGCUGCGUCUCUUCGACGGGGACGUCCGUCUUUGGCGCCGGUGACCUGACGCCCUUCGCCUCCAGGAUCCAAAGCCACGUGGGCAACAACAACUACUCGAGCGCAGCGGCCAAAAUCGAUCGCAACGGGCUGCUCAAAGGGUCGUACGGAUCGGCCUUGCUGCCUGGCGUUUCCGAUUAUUACAACACGCGUCCGUUUGGCGACAUUGAACCGGUAGCCGUAGCUCCUGCAGCCAACGUUGUCCCGCUGGCGCCAUCUGUUGCGAACAGCAGCAAUCAAAGAGGUUUCUACCAUCAGGAAUUCGCGUGGCCUCGUUGGGAUCCGUCGUCGCGUCACCCCGACGAUUAUCCAUCGCGAAACAGCCGCAGCAGUUCCAGUUGUUCCAUUUUGCUGGAAAGCGGCAACAACAACAACAACAACAACAACAACAACAACAGCAACGUCCUAGGUGGCAGAGGCGAUGGAGCCGACACGCCGGACACGGUGGUCAGCUCGUCGUCGCCCGAAUGUGUCAUGCCGGAACCGAUCGUCCGUUUUCCGGGCCUGCGGUUCAUCGAUUUGGCCAUGGAUUCGACAUCGGACAACAGGCAACAGAACUGCAAAAGUCCAGAAGACUCGUCCUCCAGGCGCAGUAGUUAUUGCAACUCACCCGAUAUCCCCAUCAUUGUCUGCGCCCCCGUGCCCAUCCGUCCGACGCCUCCAGCUCAAGUGGCGGCCCAACCACCCGUCCCAUCAGCUUCAGCUGCUCCACCUUCUGCGCCGUUGAAGAAGGAACUCAUUUGCCUGGACACUGAGAACCAACCGAGCAACAACAAUAGCAUCCAGUCGGGCAAGACGAGCAGUUUCGCUGCUUCGGCGUUUAGUCUGGCCGGUGGGUCCGGCCUUCCGCUGCGAGACAGCACCAACGUGACGGUGACGUUGACGUUGAAUGCGUCGGCAGCCGAAGAUGUCAACCAAGUCCUUUGCCGGCUAGCCGCUCUCUUGCGAGUACCCCCUCCCACCGAUUAUCGCAUCGUGGAACGACCCAAUGCCAGCGCCCCUGGUGGUGGUGGUGGUGGUGGUGGUGGAGGCGGAGGUCCGCCUGGCCCGUCGCAACGCCUUGGCCUCUAUCGUUUCAAAGGCAAAGACGGGAAGGAAGGAGCGCCGGUCGAUAUCCAAUCGAUUCUGAACGGAACUGCCAAAUUCUGCCGUCAUUGCGAUGUCGUCAUUUUGGGCAACAGCAACAAAAUCACCAAAAAGGCCCAGCUCUUCUCGGCCGGCCUUGACAGCAGCGCCGACCCCCAAAAAUUGACAACGACAACAACAACAACAACAACAACAACAAUUGCAGAUGCAAACGAUGCCGAUGGAGAAGAAGAAGAUUACCAUUUCUGCAGUUCGGCUUGUUUUGUUCAAUUCGCCGUGGCCCACAACGCCCGGCCGUCGGCCAUCGAAGCCAAAGAAGCCAACGCCGUCGUGGCGCACAUCAGUAGCAGCGGCCAAGGGCAAGUGCACGACUCUGGUGUGUCCAGUCACAGCCACACGGCGGCCAGCGCGGCUGCGGCGAGUGUGGUGGCGGCCGCCGCCGCUGCCGCCGCCGUCGUCGUCGUUCCAGUUCAAGCUCAAGCCGCCCAGCCUCUUGUUGCAGCCGUCGCUGUCACUCCCAAAUGGAAAGGCCUCCGUUAUCGCAGCUGGUCGCCCGGUUUCCAGCAGCAGCUGGCCAGGAAGCAGCAACAGCAGCAGCAGCAGCAGCCGGGCAGUCAGACGACGAAGAAGAUGACGGAGAAUGAGCUGACGGAGAUGCUGUACCGCGCAGCCAUUUGCAUCCGACCGGCGGCCGACAAGGCCACAGACAAACGCCAGUGCUUGUUCUGUUACGGCCAAGGUGACGGAGUCUCGGAUGGUCCCGCCCGCCUCAUCAAUUUCGACGUGGAUCGUUGGGUUCACUUGAACUGCGCCCUGUGGCACGAAGAAGUCUUCGAGAUGGUCAACGGCGCCUUGAUGAACGUGGACACGGCCCUGAAGCAGAGCCUCACUCAAACGUGCGUCCAUUGCGGCCGAAACGGCGCCAGCGUCAAAUGUUUCAAACUGCGUUGCUCGUCCGUCUUCCAUCUGGGAUGCGCCGUCAAGGAAGGCUGCGUCUUCCUCAAAAACAAGUCCGUCUACUGCUCGCAGCACUUGCCCAAGUGUUCCAGCACGAGCUCCACCUCGGUGGUCGACAUCAAGGAGGAGCAGUUGACGACCUUGUCCGUCUUUCGACGGGUCUACAUCAACCGCGACGAGAACCGACAGGUAGCGACUGUCAUGCAUAGCGGCGGAGUGGCCGGCCCGCUCAGUCAGCUGGACGCGGGCGAGCAGAGUUACCUGUUGCGCGUCGGAUCGUUGACGUUCCUGUCGGUCGGCCAGUUGUUGCCCCACCAGUUGGCCGCUUUCCAUUCACCCAAUUGCAUUUACCCCAUCGGAUAUCAGGUGGUGCGUUUCUAUUGGUCGCCCCGACAGAUACACAAGCGAUGCCGAUACCUUUGCUCCAUAGAGGACUGCGAAGGACGGCCGCAAUUCAACGUCGUUGUUCAAGAACCCGAUCGGCCCCAUCUGCCCGACCUUUUCUUCAAGGAUUGGACGUGUCAAGGCGUUUGGCAACAGAUUCUAGGCGCCAUUGAAGAAAUGCGACGACAGGAAGGUGUCGUCCGUCUUUUCCCUCAGUUCCUCAACGGCGAGGAUCUCUUUGGACUGACCGAGCCGGCCAUUGUCCGCGUGCUCGAGUCAUUGCCCGGCAUUGAAUCGUUAACGGAUUACAAUUUCAAAUACGGAAGGAACCCGUUGUUGGAACUGCCGUUGGCUGUCAAUCCGACUGGAUCUGCCCGUUCUGAGCCCAAACUGCGAACGCAUGUCAAACGAUUUCAUGCCCAACGAACGACGGGCACGUCGCGGUCAUCAAGCAAUACGUCAGCGUCAUCAUCCGGCGGCGGCGGCAGCGGCAGCUACUCCAACAGUUUGUCUAGCGGUUUGGUGAUGGUUGAUUUGCCCGGUCCCUACUCGAAGCAAUUUGUUCAUUCAAAGAGUUCACAGUACAAGAAGAUGAAACAAGAAUGGCGUCACAACAUCUACUUGGCCCGCUCCAAAAUCCAAGGGCUGGGCCUCUACGCCGCCCGGGACAUAGAAAAACACACGAUGGUGAUCGAAUACAUUGGCGAAAUGAUCCGUGCCGAAUUGGCCGAAUGCCGAGAGAAGAGAUACGAGGCGGCCAAUCGGGGCAUUUACAUGUUCAGAUUGGACGAGCAGCGGGUCAUCGACGCCACUCUUUGUGGCGGUUUGGCUCGCUACAUCAACCAUUCGUGCGGACCAAAUUGCGUCGCCGAGGCCGUCGAAGUCGAAAGGGAUUUGAGGAUCAUUAUCUUUGCCAGUCGCAGAAUAUCACGAGGCGAAGAGCUCUCGUACGACUACAAGUUUGACAUUGAAGACGACCACAAGAUUCCGUGCCUUUGCGGCGCCCCCAGUUGUCGCAAAUGGAUGAACUAAUCAACCAAAAUUUAAAAUGAUGGGACUGGCCUUGUUUUCAACAACAAAAAAAGUAUAAAUAUUUGUUUGUUUUUUUUUUUCACUUUGUAUUUAGUCUCGUGUGCAAUGGUAAUGUACAAAAAACUAUAUGGAAUUGCCUCUUUCUGUUUUAUGUUUGGGUGUGUGUCUGUGUGCCUCUGAAUGUCAUUUUGUGUGUGAAUGUGCAGCCAAUGCGAAAUUCUUUCAGCGUCCCAUUAAUUGUGUUGUACAUUUACGAAAGGCAUCGUUCGUUCGUGGCCUGGCGAAUGAAAGGCUGAAAAUGUUGAGAAUCCCGUGGGCCAUUGAUUCCCCCUCCUUUACAUGCCCCAAUUUCAUUGUUGUUUUCUUUCAUCCCCUUCAUUGUUUUCUGCAUUUUUGAUUGAUGAGUUCUGCCUUGACUUUUUCCUUGUCGGUCACAAGAAUGAUGAAAUGAUUCAUAGAGCAACUUGCAAUGAAAGUAAUCAAGUCGCCCAAUUAUAAUUUUGUUAUCUGUACGGAUUGUUUUUACACUUAUACACCUAUUCAAACCAAAAGGUAA